GUGUGUGAAUAGGUAACCAUAAGCAAGCUUUUCUUUAAACAAUUCUCCUAAUGGCGACAGAGACGGUGGAGAAGGCCAUGAGCCCUCCACUCCGAUCUCCGGUCCGGAACGCGGUGGAUCCACCGCCCAGCUCUAAGGCCAUCGUUAUUCGUCCGCUUGAAGGCGGAGAGCCCGCACCGGCUUUAUUGUUGUCGCCGGUAGCGGCUAAAGCAGCGGUUCGUGCACCUGUGGAGGUGAGGCAGGCUGCGGAAGCGGAGAACUCGAAGGUGGUGAGCUGGAUCCUGCGGCGGCGAUGGCUGGCGGUGACUGUGAGAAGGGUGGAUGUGGCGGCGAGAAUGGUGGCCGCUGCGCUUUGCCUCAUCUCAUUCUCGGUUAUGGCGGCUGACAAGGAUAGGGGCUGGACUACUGAUGCCUUCAAUAUCUAUAAGGAAUACCGGUAUUGCCUUUCGGUGAAUGUGAUCGGUUUCGUGUACGCCGGGUUCCAGGCAUAUGCGGAGGUCCACCAUAUGAGCAGCAAGAAGCACAUCAUCCGCCGUCCGAUGGGGAAUUAUUUCAAUUUCGCUAUGGAUCAGAUACUGGCUUACCUUCUAAUCUCCGCAUCGUCAUCUGCUACCGCACGAACGAACUACUGGGUUACAAAUUGGGGGACUGAUCCCUUUCCUAAUAUGAUCUCUGGUUCGGUUGCAGUAUCUUUUUUAGCAUUUGUUGCUUUUGCAGUCAGCUCCCUCAUCUCUGCUUACAACCUCUUCAACCGUUCCAUCUAAAUGCCG
Phalaenopsis equestris is the source of this 770-nucleotide messenger RNA. RefSeq names its product CASP-like protein 4A1. The record is from RefSeq and is a predicted model, not a curated record. Bases 51 to 764 code for a protein of 237 amino acids. Lineage: Eukaryota; Viridiplantae; Streptophyta; Magnoliopsida; Asparagales; Orchidaceae. The transcript is spliced from 3 exons.